This is a messenger RNA of Tigriopus californicus, 511 nucleotides long. Its product is annotated as centromere protein S-like. Gene Ontology annotation, biological process: replication fork processing; resolution of meiotic recombination intermediates. The coding region runs from base 85 to 504 and encodes 139 amino acids. The record is from RefSeq and is a predicted model, not a curated record. The transcript has 3 exons. Gene Ontology annotation, molecular function: protein heterodimerization activity; chromatin binding. NCBI's taxonomy places the organism in Eukaryota, Metazoa, Arthropoda, Copepoda, Harpacticoida, Harpacticidae. Gene Ontology annotation, cellular component: Fanconi anaemia nuclear complex; FANCM-MHF complex.
CCUCCCUCUCUCUCUGUCUGUGUGUGUGUCUCUCUUGCUGUGUUCUGUUUCUAGUAGUUGCUUCGUUCCUUCUUUCCUUCUGUAAUGGCCCAACGCGUGGUAGAGACGGACGUCGGAGAGGAAGGGCGACUCGUGAAAAAUCAGCGGCUUUUAGCCUCCAUUCAUUUUGCUUGCGGUCAAUUGGCGACAGAACACGGGCAAUCCACGGACUUGCAGUAUUCCCGGGGUGUGGUGGCGGCCUUGGGUCAAUUGGCCUUUGACCACUUACGACAGUGCGGCCAAGACCUAGAAGCCUUUGCUCGACACGCCAAACGGAACACGGUCCAAGCCGACGAUGUCAAGCUUCUAGUGCGACGGAACCCGCAUUUGCACGAACACAUCAGUCAACUGGCUGGUUCUAGUGGCGCAAAUUCGACGAAAACCUCCAAGCGUAAAAAGCCCGCCGGAUCCGAUUCCGGACCGGCCAAGAAAAAACGCGAUCAACCCGAGCCUUUCAUAGUCUAACCCAACC